AUGCGCACCACUUCCAUAUCGUACUUUGGCAGCGCACGAAUGGAGGCGGACCAUAUGAUGUUGUGGAAGAGGUUCGCACUAUCGGACGAACUCUCUCCGUCGAUCGGCAUAGCUUCUGUCGCUAUCCAGUGCAUACUCUAUGGCAUGCAUCUUAUUCUCGCUGCGUUCACCGUUUACGUUCUCGGCUCUGCAGGAUUUAAAACAUGGACCAGAGCUCCUCUGCUUCUCACGACGUUGAUCACUAUCAUAACAGCAACGAUAUAUGUCGCACUUUCCCUCGAUUGGGCGGUCAAGCUGCUCACCCCGGCAGAUGGCGUCUAUGCAUCAUCGUGGGGGCUGACGCCGUUCGAGCUGGCCUUGGAGCUGUUGCCGAAUAUAAACUAUAUCUGUAGCGACGGAAUCCUCAUUUGGCGAGCUAUUGGAGCUGCACUCAAUCCCGGCCUGAACCUCCUAAGCAGAAUGGAGAUUCGAGACCGAAGCAUCUUCUCCGCCUGGGUUUUAUCGCUCUCCACGAACCUGGUAGCGACAGGGUUGAUAGGUUUCAAAGCUUGGCGAUAUCGACGCACAAUCAAAGUCAACCUCGGUGAUACGAGUGUUCAUAGUAGGACAUCGGCACCAAAGAUCAUGUUGCUCUUGAUAGAGUCUGGUGUACUCUAUUGUCUUUUCUGGAUGCUCCUGAUCGGGAUGAACGUCAGCUUCGCUACCGAGGUGACUAUGAACUUGAAUGUGAGGUUUACAGGAAGCAUCCUGCAGGAUGCCUCUGUUCAACUCUCCGGGAUAUACCCAAUAACAAUCAUAGUUCUGGUCGCUUUGCGUAAAUCCGUCGCCGACAUCCUCCUCACCGAACCCGACCUAUCAACUUUUCAAGCUGGGGGGCGAUCAGGUCUUCGCCCGCCACCACAAUCUAUUUCAUUCCCGCAGUCGAUGUCGUUUGCGACGAGGUCAACGCCUACGGGGAUAGUACGAUCGGGAGACAGGAAUCUGACCGUGGACAGUGACAGGUUGUAUGAUGAGAGGGAUAUGGAGGUGGGUGGGAAACCUUCCACUGUCACUGCGCAAGUUCAAGCUCCUAGGAGCGAAGGCGCUAGACCUGAGCCAACAGUAGCCAAUCUCAAUGCCGGGCUCUUUGGAGAUCCUAUGGGGUGGACCUUCGGCAGUCCUGAGACGAACUACCUGGAUCGUAGACAGUGCCUCGAGGAUAUCAGGAAUGACCCGAACACCAAGUUGACGAUGCUCUCUCUCCCCAAUGAUCGAGGAAGGGAGGAGAGGUGGAAAGAGAUCGAGAACAAUGUUUUAGCCAUGGACACGAAGGUGUACGGGGCUCACCCGGACUCGGAUGAUCGCUCCGUUCGCUGGACACAUUUCGAGAAAAUACGCGGUGGCACCGUCUGGUUCACAAUUCGAUGGUGGUCCGGAGGAGAUCUGGGAUACUACUUCGAUCUCGUGGACGUUCCUAAUAGAAGGCUGCUGUCCCUCAGAAAAGACCUACCCAACCUGGUGGUUGCAUACAAGUACAUGUUUACUGGUGAUACGCUGCGCACAAUCGAGGAGGAGACUCGUCGAGCUCAUGAUGGGCAGGAGCUUGAGGGAACAGGUGAAGAGCGUUAUUUGGUUCCACAUGGGUCCCAGUUAUACUUUUAUCAUCAAUGUUCCGAUGGACCGCGUUUACGCAUUGCGACUGUCCCGACCCCUGUCCCCGAGCCUGUCUACGAAGGAUAUGUUCCCGAAACUUUCAACCUCUUCCAUGAUUGA
This is a messenger RNA of Stereum hirsutum FP-91666 SS1, 1752 nucleotides long. RefSeq lists its product as uncharacterized. The transcript has 11 exons. NCBI's taxonomy places the organism in Eukaryota, Fungi, Basidiomycota, Agaricomycetes, Russulales, Stereaceae. The record is from RefSeq and is a predicted model, not a curated record. Bases 1 to 1752 code for a protein of 583 amino acids.